GCGGAACGCCAGAAAGAUUCGCGAAGGCGUGCGACGUGUGCGACUCGCUGUCGACAGUUUUUCGUGGACCGCUGAUACAGAAUCACACUCGAUUUUACGAGGUAAAUCAUCACUGCGAAUCAGGACGAGCGAUCAUUCUAAAAGGCAUUUCAAGGAGACAAUAUACUGGUCCCAAGGAAAAUUUCUCGAUUAACGCAUCCUGAGUGACUCAAAAUACGAUCUACCGGCGACUCGCAGAGAUAGAAUCGCACCAGCUGAUCGUAUCAGCAUUUCGUACACACGCAUAUUUACACAUUUGAUUCGCCGGCAAACGGCAGGUACUAACACAGGGGCGCGCACCCCACCACCCUCAUCCGUGAGAGCGUAGCAGCGGACCGGCCGAUAAAAUGAAUGAGAAUGAUAAGUCAGUUAAGUGCGAGAACUCCGCCGAGGAGGAGGAGGACGAGAUGUACGAGCGCGAGCUGGCCGAGGACGCGCAGUGGAAGCGAAUUCAGCAAAAUACCUUUACGAGAUGGGCAAACGAACGAUUGAAGGCGGUCAACAAGCACAUCGGCGACUUGGAAUGCGACCUGUCCGACGGUCUUCGGCUGGUGAGCCUUAUCGAGGUGCUCUCGCAGAAGCGGCUACCAAAACACAACCAACGACCAACCUUCCGUUCCCAGAAGCUGGAGAACGUAUCCGUCGCUCUUAAGUUCCUGGAGGACGAGGGCAUCAGGAUCGUCAAUAUCGAUUCUUCGGACAUUGUAGACUGCAAAUUGAAGUUGAUUCUCGGUCUAAUAUGGACCCUGAUCCUGCAUUAUUCGAUCUCUAUGCCCAUGUGGGAUGGCGACGAGGGCGAAGACAAAGGCGCUACCCCGAAGCAAAGACUGAUGCACUGGAUUCAAUCGAAAGUCCCGGAUUUGCCGAUCACGAAUUUCACCUCCGACUGGAACGACGGUCGCGCAGUGGGUGCUCUCGUUGAUGCGGUCGCACCUGGUCUCUGUCCGGAUUGGCAAGAUUGGAAUCCCAAGGAUGCGAUCCAAAAUGCGUCCGAGGCGAUGGGUCUCGCCGACGAUUGGCUCAAUAUUCCUCAGCUCAUUAAACCCGAAGAGAUGGUAAAUCCAAAUAUCGAUGAGAUGUCGAUGAUGACAUACCUAUCGCAAUAUCCAAACGCGAAAUUGAAGACAGGUGCACCUCUGCGUCCUCGCACAAAUCCAAACAGCAUCCCACCGCCGCGAGUACGCGCUUAUGGCCCCGGUAUAGAGCCAACCGGUCCGAUCGUCGGUGCGCCGGCCAACUUUACCGUGGAAACCUUCUCCGCCGGCAAGGGUAACGUAGAUGUCACCGUCGACGAUUCUAAAGGCAACAAAUUACCGGUUGAUAUCAGGUUCAACAAGGACAGGAACCUGACAUACUCCGUGUCAUACACUCCGAAGACGGAAGGUCCGCACAAAGUGAAAGUGCUCUUCGCCGGUAGAGAAAUCCCGAAGAGUCCGUACAUCGUCAAUGUCGAAGGACACGCCGGUGAUUCGAGCAAAGUUACGGCAAGCGGGCCGGGUCUGCAACCGGAAGGAGUCGUAGUGAACAGACCUACCUUCUUCGAUAUCUUUACGAAGGACGCUGGUCGCGGUGUGCCGGAAGUCAUCAUCUUGGAUCCUCAAGGUAGCAAAACCGCAGUACCGGUGAAACUGCGCCAGACCUCGCCAGACGUCUGGAGAUGUGAAUACGUGUCUCCAGUGACAGGUCUGCAUUCCGUCAAUAUUUUCUUCGCCGGCAAACCCAUACCCGGAAGCCCCAUCGGUGUCAACAUCGCACCGGUUUCCGACGCAAAAAAGUGCAGAGCAUAUGGACGAGGGUUGCUGUCCACAGGCGUUCGCGUUCAGGACGUCGCCGACUUUGUCGUCCUCACUAAAGACGCUGGUGAGGGCAUACCGGACAUCCGCGUAAUCGGCCCGGGAGGUGUCAAUCGACCAGUACAAAUGUCCAAGGUCGACGCUACGACUUACGCAUGCCACUACACGCCGAUUAAGGAAGGCCGUCACGUGGUGAUGAUCACAUAUGGUGGCAAAGAAAUUCCCAAGUCGCCCUUCGAGGUCAAUGUUGGUCCUUACAAGGAAUCCAACAUCAAAGCUUUCGGACCAGGCUUGCAUACCGGCAUCGUUGGCCAUCCGGCGAAAUUUACGGUGGACACAAACGGUGAGACCGGUGCUCUUGGCUUCUCUAUUGAGGGCCCGUCCAAAGCGAAGAUCGAGUGCAAUGAUAAUGGCGAUGGAACCGCUGACGUUUCUUAUUUACCUACCGCACCGGGACAAUAUGCGGUCCACAUCCUCUGCGAUAACGAGGACAUCCCUAAGUCGCCUUACAUCGCGGCUAUCUCGCCGAAGACGGACUUCGAUCCGGAAAAGGUUGAAGUUCAUGGACCAGGAAUUCAACCGGAAGGUGUUGCCAAAGAUAAACCGACGCAUUUUACGGUGGACGCGAGAAAAGCCGGCCAUGCGGCUUUGGAAGUCGCCAUCCAGGAUGCUCUCGGAAAGGAAGUUCCUCUCAAAUUAGACGACAAGAGAGAUGGAACUGUUCAAGCACAUUAUACGCCUACAUCCAGUUCUCAACAUGUUGUGAUGAUAAAUUAUGGCGGAGUGGCCACGAAAAAAUCUCCAUACAGAGUUAAAAUAGCUUCGCCUUUGAAUCCCGCUAUGGUUUCCGCCUUCGGUCCUGGUCUUGAGAAAGGCGUAAAAUCGAAUAUUCCUACACAUUUUAAUGUCGAUUGUCGAGAGGCUGGACCAGGCAAAUUGGACGUUAAACUGCUGUCCCCCGAAGAUCGGGAGCUUCCGAUUUCUCUUACGGAUAACGAGGAUGGCACGUACACCGUAGAUUACAUGCCACCUCAACCAGGAAAUUAUACUGUAAAUCUCAACUACGGCGGUCUGAACGUACCCCAGUGUCCCAUUAAAGUCAACGUUCAGCCUCAUGUGGACGUGUCUAAGGUCAAGGUGGACGGUUUGGAACCAACGGCCCCGGUGAACAGCCUGCAGCAGUUCCGCGUGAUAACGCAGGAAGCGGGCAGGGCAGCGGACUUCCAGGUGGCGAUCACGGCUCCGUCCGGCAACCGUGUCAAGGCGCACGUGGUGCCGACCCAUGAAGGCUACCUGGUAAACUUCACGCCCACCGAGCUCGGCGAGUAUCUACUGGGCAUUAGCUUCGGCGGCGAGCCGAUCUCGAAGCAGCCCUAUCGACUUACCUGCGUCCACGGUUCCGACCCGGCCAAGGUGCGGGCCUCCGGCCCCGGUCUCUCCCACGGCGUAGUGAACAAACCAGCCGAGUUUGUAAUCGAUACGCGCGGUGCUGGCCAAGGUGGUCUCGGCGUGACUGUUGAGGGACCCUGCGAGGCGGCUAUAAAUUGCAGGGACAACGGCGAUGGCACUUGCUCUGUCGCCUAUCUGCCCACCGAAGCCGGCGAUUAUGGCAUCAACAUCACUUUCAACGAACAGCACGUACCGGGCUCGCCCUUCCAGGCCAUUGUCGUGCCGGACGCGGACCUCUCCAAGAUCAAAGUCACCGGGAACGGCAUCCAGCCACACGGUUUAUAUGUGAAUAAGCAAGCGACGUUCACGAUAGACACGAAAGACAUCGCUAAAUCGAAGACAGAUGACGGUAAGGUGUCGUGCACCAUAAGCAAUCCCAGUGGUGGGAAGACUGAGAAGCUCAUCAUCCCCCAGGGUGAUGGCACUUAUCGCGUCAGCUACACGCCUUUCGAGGAAGGCUGUCACACCAUCGAUAUUCUCUACGACAAUAUGCCUAUCCCUGGUUCGCCUUUCUCCGUGAACGUGCAACGCGGCUCUGAUCCCAGCAAGUGUCGCGCGUAUGGACCUGGACUGGAAAAAGGCAUCGUGAACAAGACGAAUCGCUUCACGGUGGAAACUAGAGAGGCUGGCAAUGGCGGCUUGGGUUUGUCGAUCACUGGUGACGGGGAAGUCAAGGUCGAAGCCAAGGAUAACUACGACGGUUCAUGCACUGUCGAGUACUUUCCUACGGAACCCGGUGACUAUGAGAUCGGUAUCAAGUUUGCCGAGCAGAAUAUACCCGGUUCGCCGUUUAAAAUCGAGGUGGUAUCGGACUCGGAGGCGAAGAAUGUGAUCGCUUACGGGCCUGGUUUACAACCUGAGAUGGUACGGGACGGUGUGCCCGCCAAGUUCACUGUAGACACGUCAAAGUGCGCGAAAGCGGCGCAACUGGAUGUCAGAUUGUCGACUGAUAAAGGACAAGCGCAAAAGCCGCAGAUCAAGAGCAAAGGUGAUGGUUUAUACGAAGUGACGUAUCAACCACCGCCCGCCGGAAGUAACGUGCACAUUGGCGUGACCUACGAUGGCGAGGACAUCAAUGGCAGUCCGUACAAGAUAAAAGUUUUACCCACCGUCGAACCAAGCAAGGUGACACUGUUGGGUCCUGGUGUGUCGCCCGUUUGCACCGCUUCCUUCCCCACUGACUUCGUCGUGAAUACUUCCGAGGCCGGAUAUGGCGAUCUAGAAGUUCAAGUUGUGGGACCGGACCAAGUGCCGCGUAAGGUAGAAGUACAGGAUCUCGGCGACGGUAAAUACAAGGCGACCUAUCUGCCGGAUGACUGCGGCCGCUACAAGGUCAACGUGAAAUACGGCGGUAAGGAAGUGCCAGGCAGCCCGGUGAGCGUGCAGAGCGUCUCCACCGGCAAGGCGGACCAGUGCAAGAUCAAAGAGGGCAUUCAGCGCACUUUGGCUCAGGGGGAGGAGUACUGCAUCACCGUGGAUACUGAGAAUGCAGGCCGCGGUGCAGUGACCUGCCGCAUCCGCUCCACUUCCGGAAGUGAAGUCGUUGACAUUGACAUAGAAGACAACGGUGAUGGCACAGUUAAUAUUUAUUACACGGUUGCCGAUGCAGGAGACUAUACCCUCAGCAUCAAAUUUGGUGGACAACCGGUGCCUGAUGGAUUCUACACCUUCACGGCAUCCGAGGAGUAUCGGGAACAUAGCACGCAUAAAACUCAACGAGCUCGUAAGUCACAACAGAGACAAAAUCAACACGUCGUUGAACAGCGUAGCACAACCCUACAGGAGAGCUCUACUGUCACUACAAAGCGCAGUAGCCAACAGGAGCUAUCGAAGAAGAAUUUCAACGUUAUUCGGUUGAAUUCUAUCCCACUACCUCUUGCGAGCGGUGGCACAGUUAUUUCCGAAGUAAAGAUGCCGAGCGGAAAUACAGAUAAACCAGUGAUCGAGGACAAUCACGAUGGUACGGUAUCCAUCAAGUACGAGCCGAGGGAAGAGGGCCUUCACGAGAUUUAUGUGAAAUUCAACGGCGAACAUGUCCAGGGUUCUCCUUUCAAAUUCCACGUUGACUCCUUGGCGAGCGGAUAUGUGACGGCAUAUGGACCAGGUUUGGUCUACGGCGUUUGCGGCGAACCUGGAAAUUUCACCAUCUCGACAAAGGGCGCCGGCGCAGGCGGUCUCUCGCUGGCUGUUGAAGGGCCCAGCAAGGCUGAAAUAUGUUGCCAUGACAACAAGGAUGGCACAGUGUCGGUGUCUUAUCUGCCCACAGCGCCCGGAGAAUAUAAGAUCACCGUUAAAUUCGGCGACAAGCAUAUCAAGGGCAGUCCUUUUGUCGCCAAAAUUACGGGCGAAGGUCGCAAGAGAAAUCAGAUCUCCGUGGGUUCUUCCAGCGAGGUGCAGCUGCCGGGUAAGGUAUCCGAUGCCGACAUCAAGUCCUUGAAUGCGUCAAUUACGGCGCCCAGUGGUCUCGAGGAACCGUGCUUCUUGAAAAAGAUGCCGAGCGGCAACAUGUGCGUGUCAUUCACGCCGCGCGAAGAGGGCGAACACGUAGUAGGCGUGAAAAGAAUGGGCAAGCACAUACCGAAUUCUCCCUUCAAAAUCGACGUGAAGGAUCGCGAAGUCGGCGACGCGAAAAAGGUUAAGGUCUCCGGUCCCGGUCUGAAGGAGGGUAAGACCCAUGUGGAGAACAAUUUCUCUAUCGACACAAGAAACGCCGGUUUCGGUGGUCUCUCUCUUUCGAUGGAGGGUCCGAGUAAAGCCGAGAUCCAGUGCAAGGAUAACGAAGACGGCACUCUGAACAUCUCCUACAAGCCCACCGAGCCCGGCUACUACAUCAUGAAUCUCAAGUUUGCGGACCACCACGUCGAGGGCUCGCCAUUCACUGUUAAGGUCAGCGGCGAAGGUAGCAAUCGGCAGCGGGAGAAAAUUCAGAGGCAACGAGAAGCUGUACCUAUUACCGAGGUCGGCAGCCAAUGCAAGCUGACCUUCAAGAUGCCCGGAGUUACAUCCUUCGAUCUUGCCGCCACCGUCACGUCCCCCGGCGGUGUCACUGAGGACGCCGAGAUCAAGGAGGCCGAAGACGGCAUCUACGCGGUGGCAUUCGUGCCUAAGGAACUCGGCGUGCACACGGUGUCCGUGCGUUACAAGUCCAUGCACAUCCCCGGCUCGCCCUUCCAGUUCACGGUAGGCCCCCUCAGAGAUGGCGGCGCCCACAGAGUUCACGCGGGUGGACCUGGUUUAGAGAGAGGAGAACAAGGGGAGCCCUGCGAAUUUAACAUCUGGACCAGAGAAGCGGGCGCGGGCACUCUCGCUGUAUCCGUCGAGGGACCCAGCAAAGCGCAGAUAGAUUUCAAGGAUCGCAAGGAUGGCAGCUGUUAUGUUAGCUACGUCGUUACUGAACCUGGCGAAUACAGAGUGGGAAUCAAGUUCAACGAUCAGCACAUUCCUGAUUCGCCGCACAGAGUUUACAUCUCGCCGGCGAUGGGCGACGCGCACAAGCUCGAAGUUGCGCAAUUCCCCGAUAGUGGAGUGCAGCCCGACAAACCGUACACGUUUCUGGUGCGCAAGAACGGUGCCAAGGGUGAACUGGAUGGAAAGAUCGUGUCGCCGAGCGGUAUCCAGGAUGACUGCUUCAUCCAAAGCAUCGACGCGGACACGUACUCGGUGAGGUUCAUGCCGACGGAGAACGGAAUCCACCAAAUCCACCUCAAAUUCAACGGAGUGCACAUAACAGGCAGCCCUUACCGUAUCAAGGUCGGUAAGGUAGACGCUGAUCCGGCAGCAUUACACGCCUACGGAAACGGCUUGACAGAGAUCAAGACUGGACAGAAGACCGACUUCAUCAUCGACACAUGCAACGCGGGUUGCGGUGCGCUGGGCGUCACCGUGGAUGGACCCAGCAAGGUCGCCAUGGACUGUACCGAGGUCGAGGAGGGCUACAAGGUCAGGUACACGCCUUUGGUACCGGGCGAUUACUACAUCAGCAUCAAAUAUAACGGCUAUCACAUCGUGGGCUCGCCAUACAAGGUUACUUGCACAGGUGCGGAUUUGGCGGAGAGAGGCGCGCAAGAGACAAGUUCAAUCGUCGUCGAGACCGUACAAAAGAUAUCGAAAUCCAAGCAGGUUGGCCCGGUAUUGCCGUUAUUCAAGUCAGACGCGAGCAAGGUGACGAGCAAAGGCAUGGGUCUCAAAAAGGCUUAUUUAGGAAAGCAAAAUCAGUUCACCGUAAGCGCGGGAGAAGCUGGUAACAAUAUUCUCUAUGUGGGCAUCUACGGUCCUAAAGGGCCAUGUGAGGAGGUAUUCGUGAAGCACGCGGGUCGCAACAACUACAACGUUAGUUAUCUAGUGCGCGAGCGGGGCGAAUACAUCGUGAUCGUCAAAUGGGGCGACGAUCACAUUCCCGGCUCACCCUACAAGGUCGAAGUUUAAGCUGAACCCAACAUCCAGAUCAGAUGCAAUGCGUCUGCAGCCGCAGCGAUGCAAAAUAGAGCUAUACUUCGUCUCGAUGUAGAUUGGAGUCUUGGAAUUUGCAAAACCUCGCCAAAUUAGAAACGAAUUAAGUGUUCAUCUAGACUUCCGGUUGUGUAUUUGUAAUUCAAUUUUAAAAUUAUUGGCAAAUCAAGAUCUAUUUAAAAAGGAUUUACGUCGAAACGACGCAUUGCUCGAUUUCUAAAAUAGUAGUUGUAUUUAGGAGACAACUAUUGACGCUGACGAUAAAAUUGCGAUGACUUCUUACCGACAUAGUUAAUUCGCUCAUCCUUCCAAGGUCUUGGGGACAAUUUUGACAUUUUAGAAUUCUUGUUGAGAGAGUAGAGUCGCGAAUAGAAGCAACGACAGUUAAUACGACGAUAAAAAGAAAAUACGUAGGUCAAUUACUCGUUCGUUCAAAAACACCAAUUGUGCCUUUGAUUAGAUGCAAAUACAUUUACAAAAUAUAUAAAACAUGCAGAAUAUAUACAACAUGCACAUACAUAUGCAGACACGUACAAAGCUACGUAAAGACGCAAUCAUGCCCCACGUCCAAGUCAGAUUAUGUUAUAUGUCAUCGGUUAUUAAGUAUAUAGAUUAAAUAUACUGCAAUUGAUUAUUAUAAUAAUAAUAUAGAAGUUAAAUAAAUAAUAUA
Molecule: messenger RNA, 8400 nt
Organism: Formica exsecta
Lineage: Eukaryota; Metazoa; Arthropoda; Insecta; Hymenoptera; Formicidae
Gene: cher
Product: filamin-A
Exons: 25
Coding region: 387-7706 (2439 amino acids)
Biological process (GO): actin cytoskeleton organization
Molecular function (GO): actin filament binding
Source: RefSeq, a predicted model, not a curated record